Messenger RNA from Gastrolobium bilobum, 424 nucleotides. RefSeq lists its product as uncharacterized. The transcript has a single exon. The coding region runs from base 52 to 345 and encodes 97 amino acids. Lineage: Eukaryota; Viridiplantae; Streptophyta; Magnoliopsida; Fabales; Fabaceae. Gene Ontology annotation, cellular component: nucleus; cytoplasm. The record is from RefSeq and is a predicted model, not a curated record.
UUUCUCUCUUUACGCCGUUAAUCUUAGCUCCACCGCUAGUCGCCGCCGUCAAUGGCAGAUGCACACAGAAAUCGAUCCGGAGUUGUUAGCCGGCGGCAGCCGAGCCGGUUGCAAAGCCGCGCACCGUCGUCGUUACAGAUAAACCGCGCCGUGGAUUGGAACGUGGCGAUUCCCCUUCUGUCGCCACUGGCGUCGUCGCCGCCGCCACCGCCGCAGCAGCCGAGGGAGGAUCCACCGCAGCAGCAGCGCCGGCAGAUCUCGGAGCCGGAAAAAAUGGUUUUUAAGAAGUGGCAGGCGGCUCCGUUCUGUUACGAACCAUCUUCGGGCGUGCCACGCUUUUGUUAACAUGUGACGUACACAAAGAAGACAAAAAAUAUAAUAAAAAAUUAUAUCACAAAAAGAAAAGAAGAAUGAGUAGAGUGAU